AUGGAAGAAGACACAUCAAGAGGAAAUUCCAAAAGAAGGAAGACGAAGGACAAUAGUAAUGCUAAUUAUAUUUUGUUGAAUAAGAAUGCAAAUCGGGUAAGUGGAAAUGAGUCAAAUAAUAACCAUUCCAAGAAGUUAACUCAGCAAAAUGAGAAGGCGAAUAAAAAUGUGCCGUCCGCAUCGACUCGUAAUAAAUCUCAGAACCUUCCCCAUUUGAACACAAAUUCAAAUGCAAACCAGGAUAUAUUGCAACUCAAUAUUAAGCGCAAUGCUAGCAACACCCAACUGAGUAACAGCAAAAGAAACCAUGCCAGUAAUAGAUCAACAGAUCAAGGUCAUCCGUUUUUACACAGGAAACCGGGAAGAGCCUUGUACGUGGACAAUGGCGAAAUGGAUAUGAGGAACUACGUUAAUCCGUCCAGUAAAAUAUUCAUCACGAACAGCUUAAAAAAUACAUAUACAGACAAUUCGAAUUCAAACAGAAGCUCUAAACAGAAGCAACAUAAAGUGGGCCUCUCAUCGAAUGAGUACACAAAUUAUAAAGUUACAACGGAGAAUACAACGACGUAUGAUCAUGCAAGGAAGCUAAACCACAUGUGGAAUAUUUACGUGGACGAAUUACUCGGUUUGACAAACACACAAGAAUUGCCCCAAGACACAAUUAAUGACAUGGAAUUGAACGGAGCGGAAAUUGAAAUACACAAAUCUCGUUGUGCGUCAUAUAUUGGGAUCAAAGGGAUAAUCAUCCUGGAAACGCAAAAUGCAUUCAAAAUUGUAACCCCCAAGAAUAAGGUCCUAAUACUGCUAAAAAACAAAACCGUAUUUAUCCUCACCAUAAAAGAUAAGCAGUAUUACCUGCAUGGCGUCCAGCUGCUCCGCGACCCUGCCUUAAAAUCAUCCAAAAAGUACAAAGUGCUCCAGAACAGGGCUAUUUAA
Plasmodium coatneyi is the source of this 936-nucleotide messenger RNA. RefSeq lists its product as uncharacterized. Lineage: Eukaryota; Apicomplexa; Aconoidasida; Haemosporida; Plasmodiidae. The transcript has 3 exons. Gene Ontology annotation, biological process: rRNA processing; tRNA 5'-leader removal. Gene Ontology annotation, molecular function: ribonuclease P RNA binding. The record is from RefSeq and is a predicted model, not a curated record. The coding region runs from base 1 to 936 and encodes 311 amino acids. Gene Ontology annotation, cellular component: ribonuclease MRP complex; ribonuclease P complex.